CCCCACCGCGCCAUGGACUCGGUGCCGCUGCUUCUGCUCGUCGCUCUUGGCAUUCUUCAUAAUUGCUGUGAAGCCUACAACGUUGGGCUUCUGGGAGCAAAAAUAUUUUCUGGUCCAUCAAGAGAGCAAUUUGGAUAUGCAGUACAACAGUUUGUAAAUGAACAAGGCAAAUGGUUGUUGGUUGGUUCACCUUGGAGCGGGUAUCCAGCUAAUAGAACCGGAGAUAUCUAUGCAUGUCCCGUUGGUACAUCCAAAACUACAUGCAAAAAAUUAAAUUUACAAGCUUUAACCACCAUUCCAAAUGUGACUGAGAUAAAGGAACAUAUGAACCUCGGCUUGACUCUGAUACAAAACUCAAAAACAGGAGGAUUUCUGACUUGUGGUCCCCUGUGGGCACAGCAGUGUGGAAGCCAAUACUAUGCAACAGGAGUCUGUUCUGAGAUCAGUCCAAGUUUCCAGAUCCUAAGAAGCUUUGCUCCUGCUGUUCAAAAAUGUUCCUCUGUCGUAGAUGUUGUGGUGGUUUGUGAUGAGUCAAACAGCAUCUAUCCCUGGGAUGCAGUCCGUGCUUUUUUGAAAAAGUUUGUGCAGAGCCUAGAUGUAGGCCCCACCAAAACCCAGGUGGGUUUAAUUCAAUAUGGUAAUGAUCCACGCAUAGUGUUCAACUUGAAUGAAUAUAAAACGAAGACUGAGGUUGUUAAAGCAAUGGAGAGAACCUAUCAGAAGGGAGGAGAUUUGACUAAUACUUUCAAAGCCAUUGACUAUGCAAGACGUUAUGCCUUUUCUCCUGAAUCGGGAGGACGCCCCUCAGCUACAAAAGUAAUGGUGGUCGUGACAGAUGGUGAAUCACAUGAUGGCUCCAACUUGAAAACGGUGAUAGGUAGAUGCAAUGAAGACAAUAUAACCAGGUUUGGCAUUGCUGUCCUGGGAUACUUAAUCAGACAUGAACUUGAUACUAAAAACUUAAUUAAGGAAAUCAAAGGAAUUGCUAGUCAUCCAACAGAGAAAUAUUUCUUUAAUGUCUCAUCCGAGGCUGCACUACUAGAAGAAGCAGGAACACUUGGCGAGCGCAUUUUUAGCAUAGAAGGUACAGAUCAAGGGGAUACAUUCCAAAUGGAAAUGUCACAAGUGGGCUUCAGUGCAUAUUACUCACAGAAAAAGGAUGUUCUGCUGUUAGGUGCUGUUGGCGCUUACGACUGGAGUGGAACAGUGGUUCAGGAGGCUUCAAACAAAGUGACCACCUUUCCAAGUCAUGUAUUUGAGAAGAUUCUACAGGACAGAAAUCAUAGCUCAUAUCUAGGUUAUUCUGUUGCUGUUCUCUCAACUCAAAACUCUGUCUAUUUUGUCGCUGGUGCACCAAGAUCCAACUACACUGGCAGAGUUGUGGUUUAUGAUGUUGACAGCCGUGGUAAUAUCACCAUUGUGCAGUCCCAGAGAGGCGAGCAGAUUGGCUCCUACUUUGGCAGUGUGGUGUGUUCAGUGGACAUUAACAGAGAUUCUGUUACAGAUGUGCUGCUCGUAGGUGCACCAAUGUUUAUGAAUGACCUGAAGAAAGAGGAAGGAAGAGUGUACAUGUUUUCCAUAACAAAGGGAAUUUUGGAUCAACAAGAACUCUUGGAAGGCCCACAAGGGUUGGAGAAUUCUCGCUUUGGAUCAGCGAUCACAACACUUGCAGACAUUGAUUUAGAUGGCUUUAAUGAUGUUGUAAUAGGCGCGCCGCUGGAAAGCCAAAACUCUGGAGCAAUUUAUAUUUACAAUGGAUACCAAAAGACUAUACGUACCAAAUAUUCUCAGAAAAUUUUAGGAUCGGAUUCUGCCUUUGGACAACGGCUCCAGUUCUUUGGAAGAUCAGUAGAUGGCCAUAGAGACUUAGAUGACGAUGGCAUUACUGAUGUCUCAGUUGGUGCUGAAGGAAAUGUGGUUCUACUUUGGUCACAGAGCAUUGCAAAUGUGUCCAUAAUUGCCUCCUUUAAACCUGAGAAAAUCAGUCUGCUGAACAAGAACACAGAAAUAACCGUCAAAAUAUGUUUUGAGGCUACAUUUAGACCUGCUAAGAGAAAUAAUCAAGUGGCUAUAAGAUACAAUGCAACACUGGAUGCUGAUCUCCACUCCUCUAGAGUGACUUCUAGAGGAUUAUUCAAGGAAAAUAAUGAACGGUACAUGCAGAGGGAUCUUGUGGUGCGUCAUGAGGAGAACUGUGUUCAUGACAUCUUCAGUGUACAGGAACCUUCUGAUGCAGUAAAUUCGCUCAAUAUGCGCAUUGACAUUGGUCUUGCAAAUCCUGGCUCUAGUCCUGUUCUUGAUAUAUAUUCUCCUGCAUCUGUGGCCUAUAGUAUUCCUUUUAUUAAAGACUGUGGUGAAGAUGAACUUUGUAUCUGUGAUCUUAUCCUUAAAGUUCAGCAGAAGACGGAUGACAGCAAACAGCAGUUUAUUGUCAGCAGCAAAAACAGAAGGCUGACAUUCAACGUGAAACUGAGAAAUAAAAAGGAAAAUGCAUACAACACCAGAAUCCAGGCUACCUUUUCGGACAACUUGUUUUUUGCUUCAUCUUCUUUACCAAGCGAUGGGACUGAAGUCUCCUGUCAAACCGGCACAGCUCAAUCUACAGUAAUUUGCCAAAUCAGUUAUCCUGUUUUCCGAACAGGACAACAGGUUUCUUUUGAUAUUAGUUUUGAUUUUAACCUGAAAAAUCUUCAGAAUGUGGCAACUCUCAGUUUUCGUGCAUUAAGUGAAAGUAAGGAAGAACAAGACUUGGACAACGAGGUCCAUUUAUCAAUUCCAUUGCGGUAUGAUGCAGAAAUCCACUUCACAAGGCUUGCCAACAUCAACUUCUAUGAAGUGUACUCUGAUCGUAGCAUUCCUUCCACUGUGAAUAAUUUUGGAGAAAUUGGCCCCGCGUUCAACUUUUCAGUUAAGGUAACAACAGGAAGUAUUCCAGUAAAAAGGGCAUCUGUAAAACUCCAUCUCCCAGAACGUACUAGCAAAGACAACCCACUGAUGUAUAUAACUGCAGUCAGCACAGAUCAGACCAGAGGUGUCAGGUGUCAAGCUCAGGUAAAUCCACUGCAAAUAGGAAAAAGACCUUAUUCUCCAUCUUUCAAGAAAGAGAACUUCAGAGCUUCCAAAGAACUGAAUUGCAAGAAUGCCAAGUGCAGCACCAUCACGUGCAGCCUGGAAGACCUUGUGUUGAAGGGGGAGUAUUUUGUGAAUGUGUCCACCAGAAUCUGGAAUGGAACCUUUGCUGCUUCAACUUUCCAGACACUACAGCUCUCAGCAGAGGCAGAAAUUGAUACGCAUAACCCUACGUUAUUUGUAAUUGGAGAGAAUAGCUUAACUAUCCCAAUUACAAUAAUGAAGCCGGAUGAGAAGGCUGAGAUACCAGUUGGUGUUGUGAUUGGCAGUAUAUUGGCUGGACUCUUCUUGCUGUUAGCAUUGAUUGCUGUUUUAUGGAAACUUGGCUUCUUCAAGAGACAGUAUGAAAAAAUGACCCAGGAUAUAGAAGAUAUGGAUGAAAUUACAGAACUCACAAAGGACAAGGACUGAAGAUACAGUGAUGGGGAUACAGAGAGGACAUCUGAGCCACUAACAGUAGUGUGAUCCAAUCAGUUCUUCAG
Nothoprocta perdicaria is the source of this 3611-nucleotide messenger RNA. It is a transcript of the gene ITGA2, whose product is annotated as integrin subunit alpha 2. The transcript has 30 exons. Gene Ontology annotation, molecular function: integrin binding. Gene Ontology annotation, biological process: cell adhesion mediated by integrin; cell-matrix adhesion; cell-cell adhesion. The record is from RefSeq and is a predicted model, not a curated record. Gene Ontology annotation, cellular component: external side of plasma membrane; integrin complex. NCBI's taxonomy places the organism in Eukaryota, Metazoa, Chordata, Aves, Tinamiformes, Tinamidae. Bases 13 to 3540 code for a protein of 1175 amino acids.